Molecule: messenger RNA, 331 nt
Organism: Entrophospora candida
Lineage: Eukaryota; Fungi; Glomeromycota; Glomeromycetes; Entrophosporales; Entrophosporaceae
Source: the annotation of a GenBank genome assembly
AUGUACGAACCAUUUUUGAUGCAAGCUCUUUUUGGAUGGUUCAAUGGAUUAAUUAAAGCUAUAUCUCAAGUUUGGCAAUUAGUAGUACCAAAUGAUGUGACAAAAGGCCAAUGUAUUGCAUUAACAAGUUUAGUUGUUACAGGAAUUUUUAUUUACAGAACUGCAUUGCAAGGAUUUUUAUUAUGGAGACUAAAGGGUGUUGACAAUAAAAAAAGAGAUUUAUGGAUUGGCGUCGUGCUGUUUACUGCAAGAGUUGCUUUUAAUUUUGCUCAAUUUUUCCAAAUAAGACCAGAAGCACUUUAUGAUCCCGAAGAAGAUGCCCAUUUUUGUA